Molecule: messenger RNA, 486 nt
Organism: Monoraphidium neglectum
Lineage: Eukaryota; Viridiplantae; Chlorophyta; Chlorophyceae; Sphaeropleales; Selenastraceae
Product: GTPase-activating protein gyp1
Exons: 3
Coding region: 1-486 (161 amino acids)
Biological process (GO): activation of GTPase activity
Molecular function (GO): GTPase activator activity
Source: RefSeq, a predicted model, not a curated record
AUGCUUGAUGUGGAGGCGGACUGCUACUGGUGCCUCUGCAAGCUGCUAGAGUGCAUCCAGGACCACUACACUGACGCGCAGCCCGGCAUACAGCGCACAGUCUUCCGCCUCAAGGAGCUCGUCAGGAAGCAGCACGAGCCGCUUGUGGCGCACAUGGAGGCGGAGGGCGUGGACUUUCUGCAGUUUGCGUUCCGCUGGGUCAACUGCCUGCUGAUCCGGGAGGUGUCCUUUGACGCGGCGCUGCGGCUGUGGGACACGUACCUGGCAGAGGGGACCAAAUUCCCAGAGUUCCUGGUGUACGUGUGCGCUGCGUUCCUGGCGCGCUGGGAGCGGCCCCUGCUCACCAUGGAGUUCCAGGAGCUGAUGCUGUUCCUGCAGAAGCUGCCCACCCAGGACUGGGGGGAGGCAGAGAUGGAGUCCAUCCUGUCGUCCGCCUUUGUGCUGCGCAACGUCUGGCAGCACGCGCAGAGCCACCUGCAGGGUUGA